Molecule: messenger RNA, 4182 nt
Organism: Lactuca virosa
Lineage: Eukaryota; Viridiplantae; Streptophyta; Magnoliopsida; Asterales; Asteraceae
Source: the annotation of a GenBank genome assembly
AUGGGGAAACAAAACGAAGAAGAAGAGGAGGUGGAGGAAGAGGAGGAAGACGAUGACGAAGAUGAUGACGAUGAUGAGGAAGAUGACGAGGACGAGGAAGAUGACAAAACAAUCAAAAUCAGAAAAUCAAAAGAGUUGGGAAUCUCAUGUAUGUUAAAUACAGAGGUCGGGGCAGUUCUAGCAGUAAUCCGCCGCAGAUCUGACCCAUCCUCGUAUAUUUACCUAGACGACGCCUUGGAUUCAAAUAUAUUGAGUUCUUUAAAAUCAUUAAGAUCACUAAUCUUCAAUCCCCGCCAAUCAUGGCGGGCGGUUGAUCCGUCAAUCUACCUCUCCCCGUUUCUCGACGUCAUCUCCUCUGACGAUGUCCCCGCCGCCGCCACCGCAGUCGCCCUCUCUUCCAUUUUAAAGAUGCUAAAACUCGAUAUGUUUGACAAGAAAACACCAGGAGCUCAUGAAGCAGUGUCAAACGUCGUCAUGGCAGUCACCGGAUGCCGCCUCGAAAAGACACAUCCGGUGACAGAAGCCGCCGUGAUGAUGAGGAUUUUGCAGGUUUUAGCGGCGGUGAUGCGCCAUGCCGCCUCCGUGCUCCUUAAUGAUCAUGCAGUGUGCACGAUCGUCAACACGUGUUUUCAAGUUGUUCAGCAGGCAGCCAACCAAGGUGAUCUCUUACAAAGAACCGCCCGCCAUACAAUGCAUGAUUUGAUACAAAUUAUAUUUUCGCGGCUCUUGGAGAUUGAAGUUGGGGAUUGGGAGAAUUCAGAAUCGGAUACUGAAGACGCGACGGAUGAAACCGGGUUUGGAAUCCGGUGCGCGGUUGACAUAUUUCAUUUCCUUUGUUCGCUACUUAACGUCGUAGGAAUCGUCGAUUCCGACGGGUCUCCGUCGUUAACUGCGGACGAAGACGUGCAAGUUUUCGCGCUUGUGUUAAUCAACUCGGCGUUGGAAUUGAGUGGGGACGGAAUCGGAAAACACAAGAAGCUAUUACGAAUGGUUAAAGAUGAUCUUUUCCAUCAUUUAAUCCAUUACGGAACGUCUUCAAGCCCGCUUGUGUUCUCGAUGAUUUGCAGUACGGUUUUCAACAUCUAUUAUUUCCACCGGAAAUCGAUCCGUUUACAGCUCGAGGCAUUCUUUCUAUUCGUUUUAUUCAAAACCGCAAACCAAGGUUACUCAAUUCAACUCCAAGAACUCGCAAUCGAAGGGAUUAUAAACUUUUGUAGACAACCAACUUUCAUAAUCGAAGCCUACAUAAAUUACGAUUGUGAUCCGAUGUUUAACAAUAUUUUCGAAGAAAUCGGAAAAACUCUUUGCAAACAUGCGUUUUUAUCGGGCGGGACCGCUCCCACGAGCUUACAAUUUCAAUCUUUUGAAGGGCUUAUGGUUUUAAUCCAUAAUAUCGCCGAUUUUGUGGAUAAACAAACCGACUGGGGUACAGGCACAUACCCGGUUGAGAUUACCGAUUAUAAACCGUUUUGGGAGGAAACACCGAUGGAAGGUACCGAUUCGGAAACAUGGAUUGACUCGGUACGACUCAGAAAGGCGCAAAAAAGAAAGAUAAUGAUCGCAGGAAGUCAUUUCAAUCGCGAUGAUAAAAAAGGGUUGGAUUAUUUGAAAAUAUCAAAGCUAAUUUCCGAUUCCCCCGACCCGAGAGGCUACGCUAUGUUUUUCCGGUACACUCCGGGCCUUGAUAAAGUCAAAAUCGGUGACUUUCUUGGUGACCCGGGUGAGUUUAAUCUCAAAGUGCUCAAAGAAUUCACCGAGUCAUUCGAGUUAACCGGGUUGGUACUCGACACUGCUUUACGAACAUAUCUAGAAACAUUUCGACUCCCGGGGGAAUCGCAAAAGAUCCAUAGAAUUCUUGAAGCAUUUUCCGAACGUUUUUACAAUCAACAAUCAUCGGAAAUUUUUGUGAGUAAAGACGCGGUUUUCAUAUUAUGUUAUUCGGUGAUCAUGUUGAACACCGAUCAACAUAACCCGCAAGUCAAAAAGAAAAUGACCGAAGAUGAAUUUAUAAGAAAUAAUCGCGCGAUAAAUGGAGGCAAUGAUCUCCCGCGCGAAUACCUAUCAGAUCUUUUCCAAUCGAUCGCGAGUAAAGCGAUCACGAUCUUUGGUCAAACCGGUUCCCCGAUCGAGAUGAAUCCUAGUCGUUGGAUCCAACUCAUAAACAAAUCGAACUUAAUCCUACCGUAUAUCAAGUGUGGAUUCGAUCGGAGGAUCGGGAGAGAUAUGUUUGCGGUAAUUGCGGGCCCAUCUGUCGCGACACUUUCCGCCAUUUUUGAACAUGCUGAAGAUGAAGAAAUUAUUCAUGAAUGCAUUGAAGGAUUAUUUGCAAUUGCGAGGAUUUGUCAAUAUGGACUUGAAGAUACUUUAGAUGAACUUAUAUCUUCGUUUUGUAAAUUUACAACUUUGUUGAAUCCGUAUGCUUCAGCUGAAGAAACUUUGUUUUCAUUUGGGCAUGAUUUGAAGCCAAGAAUGGCGACACUUGCAGUUUUCACUGUCGCUAAUAAUUUCAAGAAUUCAAUUAGGGGAGGAUGGAGGAGUAUUAUUGAUUGUUUAUUGAAAUUAAAAAAGCUUAAAUUGUUGCCACAAUCGGUGGUCGAUGUCGGGAGUUCUACCGCCAAUGGCCGCCUGCAUAGACGGGGGGAAUCGGAAUCGGUGAUUAGCAAAGAUCAAACGGGAAAGAUCAACACCUCUAAUUUAAUGGCGGCGAUAUCUCAUUGUUUAUCAAUGGAGAAUCUAGAAGAGUCUUUAAACCUUGGGAUAAGUGAAUUCGAACAGAAUUUGAAAGUUAUUCAACAAUGUCAAAUCGGAAGUAUUUUCAGUAAGAGUUCGACAUUACCGCUCGAUCCGUUGCUAAACCUUGGCCGGUCGUUGAUUUUUGCGGCAGCCGGAAAAGGGCAGAAGUUUAGUACUCCGGUGGAAGAAGAGGAAACGGUUCAGUUUUGUUGGGAUUUGAUUCAAGCGAUGGCGUCUUGUAAUGUCCACCGGCUUACACAAUUCUGGCCGACUUAUAAUGAGUAUCUUCUCACUGUCGUUCAAUUGCCGAGUUUUUCACCGAUUCCGUUUGCAGAAAAAGCCAUUGUUGCGCUGAUAAGAAUCUGCUUGAAGCUUCUUGCGUCAAGGUCGAAUGAAAAGGUUGCUGAAGAACUUAUUUUCAAAUCGAUAAACAUGAUGUGGAAAUUGGAACGCGAGAUUCUCGAUACGUGUAACGAUUUCAUAAUCCAAUCGGUUACGAAGAUUUUAAACAAGUAUUCAGGGAAUUUAUUGUCUCAAUUAGGGUGGAAAACUGUUCUUCAUUUGUUGUCAAUCACAGGUCGACAUCCGGAGAGUUAUGAACGUGGUGUCAAAGCGCUAAUAAACCUAAUGGCAGAUGGUUCGGGGAUUUCAGUUACAAAUUAUCCAUCUUGUAUCGAUUGUGCGUUUGGAUUUGUCGCGUUGAGAAACAGUCCGGUGGAUAAGAACAUGAAGCUGAUGGAUUUAAUGGCGGAUUCGGUGAAACUGAUAGUCGAGUGGUCGAGAAACGGUUACUCGGAUCCGGGGAGUAAUUCGAGCAUAAACAAUUCGGCGUCCAUUGAUGAUAACACGAAAGCUCUCGGAACCACGAACAUGUCAAUGAAUCUGUUCGUGAAGGUUGGAGAAGUUUUGAGGAAGACGAGUUUAGCGAGACGAGAAGAGGUAAGAAACUACGCGGUUACCUCCCUCCAUAAAAGCUUCAUAAACGCCGAUGAGCUUUACUUCACUCCAAACAACAUCAUGCAAUGUUUCAAUUUGGUAAUUUUUGCAUUGGUGGAUGAUGUGCACGAGAAGAUGUUGGAGUAUUCCACGAGAGAGAACGCAGAGAGGGAAACGAGGAGCAUGGAAGGGACAUUGAAGUUGGCUAUGGAGUUUUUUGUGGAUGUUUAUCUGCAAUUCUUGAAGGUGCUGGUGGAGAGCCCUGGAUUCAAGACGUUUUGGUUGAGUAUGUUGAGAAGAAUGGAUAGUGUUAUGAAAGCGGAUCUUGGGGUUUAUGGAGAAUCGAAGAUGCGAGAACUUGUUCCUGGUUUAUUGAAGAAGAUGAUCCAGACUAUGCAAGAGAAGGAAAUAUUGGUACCUCAAGAAGGGAAUGAUUUGUGGGAGAUCACUUAUAUUCAGAUUCAAUGGAUCGCUCCUUCGCUUAAAGAUGAACUUUUCCCAGAUCCAGUUUAA